Molecule: messenger RNA, 1176 nt
Organism: Capronia epimyces CBS 606.96
Lineage: Eukaryota; Fungi; Ascomycota; Eurotiomycetes; Chaetothyriales; Herpotrichiellaceae
Exons: 2
Coding region: 1-1176 (391 amino acids)
Source: RefSeq, a predicted model, not a curated record
AUGAGUCAAGAAGACUACAUGCAAGAAAUCUGGUGGCGGUUGAAAUAUGACUGGGAGAUUGCUGAGGCCAUAGGAGACAAGCUCACCGACUUUGCCAACGACCCCAACAUCCAAACCCUCAGGAACAGUCCACAUUGGGACGGGCUGGUGCAGCGACAAUCGCGCCUCGUGCUGUUGCUGACACAGCUCCUUUUAGCAAAGGGCGAAACCAAGCUUUCCGUUCUAGAGAUCCUCAGUCGUCACGGUGAUGGACUGGGGAAGUCCAUCUUGGAGCUGGUCGUGGACCGAGAAAGAGAGAAGCAUGCCGCGGAGGGUGUACGGCCCAGUCGACCAUCUUUUCAAGGAGGUCAGGCUGGCCCUAGACGGGCGGUUGUCCCUAAUAGCCAACAAGCAAAAGCAAUUCCGAGUCAACAACGCCUUUGGCCAACCUAUCCGCCAGGACCCAGCACUCUCUUUCCCCAAGGUCAACAGCCAGGCGCAGGCCAAUCACCCCUGCAGAGCUGGCAGCCAGGUGCCGUUCUGACCUCGAUCCCGGCCCCUCCAGCCCAACUUACAUUCCCGAGCCAGCAGCCAGGGCCGAGUCAUCUACCUGGGCCAUAUCAGGGCUAUCAAGCACCCGCACCCGCACUUCCGCCCUGGAUAGAGCCGCCGCAGCCGCAGCAACCAGAACAACCAUUCGAUUGGAACACUUUCGACAGUCCAGCAGAACUCGUGGCCUACAUGAAGAGGCGACACCCCGGAUGGUCACCAAUAGUCUCACCAUCACCAGCGCCAGCGCACAGCGAAGCCGAAGCCCAGGAACAGGAACAGGCACAGGUCCUGUCGGCACGCAAGUACGAUACACUGCCACCGCCGAUCAUCCCUCCACCUCCACCUCCGCCUCCACCGCUUCAACCCGGUGGCUACCGAGCGAUCCAACCACGGCCCCCUCAAGACGUCAUAGACGCUGCUACGAUCGCCUCGCAGGCUGCGGGAGAUCCAACCUCCUCCGGGGCUCGGGCUCAGAGCCAGGGCCAGGCCCAGCACCUAGGAUCCGUCCACCCUCCGAUGAGACAUGGGAAACAGCCCGAGUCCGCGACGAAACGACAAUCCCAAUCCCAAUCUGCCGUCCAGCCAUCGAGCGACGACCCGCCUGUGAAAGGAGCGAAGCGUCUUCCUAGAGGGAGGAAAGGUUAG